This is a messenger RNA of Mustela erminea (ermine), 2329 nucleotides long. RefSeq names its product coiled-coil domain containing 27 (gene CCDC27). NCBI's taxonomy places the organism in Eukaryota, Metazoa, Chordata, Mammalia, Carnivora, Mustelidae. Bases 286 to 2208 code for a protein of 640 amino acids. The record is from RefSeq and is a predicted model, not a curated record. The transcript is spliced from 13 exons.
AGUGGUGAGCGCAGCCGGCGUCGGGCCUCUACUGACCAGUGAGGACAGGUCCCAGCAAGUUAAGUCGGAUGACCCGUGUGGUUGCUAUGGAGACAUCUGUGAUGCCACACGCGCUCCCAGGAUCCCACAGGACGUAGAGCUUCCGAAGUUGGUCGUGUCCAGGGCUGUGCCGGGCAGCAGGUCCACGCUCAAGCCCCUGCUCCCCUCGACACCUUGCUCUAGGCAGAGAGGCGCACAGGGGCUAUCCGUGCAAGACACCCCCGUUCCUCCCGCCCUGCCCCAAGGAUGUUGCCGGUCGGCAGAGCCAGCCCUCCCGAGAAGCAGAGCACGGUGCCCAACCUGAUGGAGAAGGGCCUGAUGCUGCUCCAGUGCAUGGCCAGCCGGGACAACCUGGUCCCGGAGUGGAAGCUCCGCCGGAGACAGCAGUCCCUCAGCAAGUCGGCUCAGGCCAUCAGCCGCUUCUACAGGAAGAAGCAGGGCGAGUACAAGCAAGCCCCCAGCCCCGAGGACACCAGCUUCACGGCCAAACUGAAUGAGCUGAGAAAGGCGUUCCUCGAGCGCCCUGGCUGCCCUCAGUUCAGCACCAAGGCCACGUCCAUGUCUCAUUACGGCUCAGCCACCUCGGCCCAGGUGGCUGAGGAGUUGUGCACGGGCUCUGAUUCCUGGAAGGUGACCCAGGACCCGUCCUGCAGCCAGUGGGCCUCGGACACGAAGGUGGACGGGUACCUCCUUCCCUUUAGUAAGAGUGCCUGUGAGUUCAACUACUUGCGGAAGAGGAGCGAAUCCCAGACCAUGAGCCCGGUGCCCAGCAGCCCUGUCCUGGCGCGGAGUUACCCAAAGAGGCGGCUACCCUGGUACAUCUCGGUCAUCCACGAGAAGGAUCACUGCCUGCUGUCGCUGGGGGAGGAGGUGAAGCGCCUGUCCGAGCUGGAGCUGCGGCUGCGGAAGAAAGAGGAGGAGGUCCUGGCCCUCCAGGAGGAGAGGGAGGCCUUGAAGAGGCAGCUGAAGUGCCUCCUGAAAAGCGAGGGCCAGGAGACAUUUGUGUGCCGGCGCGUGAGGGACCCUGUGCCAAAGCCCGCUGGGAGGCUGAGCAUCCUGAAGACCUUCUUCAGAGAUGAGGAGUUGCUGCAGCGCUGGAGGCAGUGUCAGGCGGAGUCUGCCCUGAUCUGCCGAGGCAAGGACCUGGACAACAUUGGCGGCCAAGAGGAAGAGGCUGCAGGCGCGGAGGCAGAGGCAGCGGAGGACGAGGAAGGGAAGGGCCCAGCAGGCAGGAAGGGGGCUGCACCCAAGGAGGGGGGUGAGGAGCAGGAGCAGCUGGAGGAGGAGGAGGAGGUGGUGGAGGAGGAGGAGGAGGAGGAGGAGGAGGAGGAGGAGGAGCUGGAGCUGGAGCUGGAGGAGAAGGAGGAGGAGGAGGACCAGUGCAGGCGGAGCUCCCGCUCCCUGGAGGAGGCUUUUGAGCAGGAGCUGAUAGCCCAGCUGGAGGGGUACGAGCAGGUGAUCCAGGAGUUCCAGGCAGACCUGGAGAUCACCAGGACCAGAUACUCGCUCGCAACAGGGGCCAUCGCAUCUUUACAACGCCAAGUGGAUUUCCAGGAAGCCCGGCUGCAGACGCUGAGCACGGAGAAUGAGAGCCUGCGGAAGGAGCUCCGGGAGCGGAAGGAACAGCUACAGGCCAUGUCCAACAAGUUCUCCAACCUCAGGGAAGACAAGAAGCUCAAAGAGAUGACGGGCAUCAUCGAGAAGCACAACCUUCUUCUCCGCCAGCAAGUGUCGGAGCUGCAGAGCCAACUGGACAAGCAGGAGCGCGCCAUCGCGGAGUACGACGCCAAGGUCAGCCAGCUGCAGGCGCAGGUGAGCCAGAACCAGAACCACCUGCAGAGACGGAAGUGGCUGCAGGAGGAGAUGCUGAGCAAGAACGAACUGAUCCAGCAGGCCGAGCAGCAGGCGCGCGUGGCCCUGGAGAGCGCCCAGUCCCGGCUUGAGAGACUGAGAAACAAGAUCAUCCAGGCCACCUUCAGCACCUCCGGGGCCAAGUCUUUUGCUACUGAGAUCUCUGACAAUGACAUUCUAGAAGCUUUGCAGAGGAUCAUCUCUGAGAGAGCCGACUACUACAAUCAGCUCAAACAGAAAGGCGUCAGAGUGCCUCCCCUGCAGCAGACAGAGGCCCUGUCCUCCCUGAACAAGUCCAAGAAGACCACCUCCAAGUAGAUGCAGCCCGGGCCCCCAGACGCCGCCUGCCCGCCCAGCGGACCUGGGGACCCAGCUCAGGGCCACCCCUGUGUGGCCUGGCCUUUUCGCUUUAGAAUUAAACUCUGUCCUUGGCCAUGGA